Molecule: messenger RNA, 2204 nt
Organism: Rhipicephalus microplus (southern cattle tick)
Lineage: Eukaryota; Metazoa; Arthropoda; Arachnida; Ixodida; Ixodidae
Gene: Ac76E
Product: adenylate cyclase type 2 Ac76E
Biological process (GO): intracellular signal transduction; cAMP biosynthetic process; adenylate cyclase-activating G protein-coupled receptor signaling pathway
Cellular component (GO): plasma membrane
Molecular function (GO): adenylate cyclase activity
Source: RefSeq, a predicted model, not a curated record
GCACCUGAUGCUCCUGUGCGUGCUCACCUCUGCCUCCAUUGUCCUGGGCGUGCUCACCCUGGCCUCAUGCACGCGCCAGUGUCAGAGCAUGGACGGUGAGAGUUCAGCGCACACCACAGCAAUUCAUCCCGCGUGCAUUCAUGGACUUGCGGGGAGUCUGCUGCUUCGCAUCCUGUUCUUCGUUACCACGAUCCUCUUCAUUAUGUCGGCGACUUUCAUAAACAUGAUUACUUGUGGGAGCACAGGCGGAGAGCACAUCAUUAUAGCUAAUAAUGACAGCAGCGGAAACUUUACGACUGAAAUCAUUGAGGAAAUACCUUAUGAUUGCGGACUCGUCCGAUACCAACUACCAUGCUCAAUGCUAGCACUGACCACUGUGUCGGUCUACCUUAGAAUAAAUUUCCUUUUGAAGCUGCUGGCAAUGAUGAAUGGAUUGGCAUCAUUUUCGCUGGCAUUCAUCUUCUUCCGGUCUGACCUCUACGGCGAUUCACUGGAACCUGAACCUGGGCUAUCAAACGUGCCGUACAGCGCUUACGCAGCUCUUUUUCUCGUGUUCUACGUGGUUGUUCUUCACAUUUUGGAUAGGCAGGUGGAGUACAUGGCACGUGUAGACUUUUUGUCCCGAGCCAAACUACGCGUCGAGCACGAUGAGAUGGAGACCAUGGGAAGCAUCAACAAGAUUCUGUUGGAAAACAUCCUGCCGGCACACGUCGCAGCACACUUCCUCAACAGCGGCAGGGUUUCACAAGAGCUUUAUCACGAACGCUACAGCAACGUGGCGGUGAUGUUCGCUUCCAUACCCAACUACAUAGAGUUUUACGACGAGACUGACGUCAACAAACAAGGGUUGGAGUGCUUGCGACUUCUCAAUGAAAUCAUCUGUGACUUCGACAAGCUCUUGUUGAAGCCGAAGUUCAGUGUUAUCGAGAAAAUCAAGACUAUCGGCAGCACUUACAUGGCUGCAGCUGGCCUUCAACCCGGCCGGGAAGAAAAUGGGGACAAGCCACGUGAUGAUCACAACGUUGUCAGCCUGGUGGAGUUCGCCAUCGCGCUGACGGCGCUUCUCGAGCAAAUAAACAGAGAAUCAUUUCAACGCUUCAAGCUCAGAAUCGGUAUCAACCAUGGCCCAGUCAUAGCCGGGGUCGUGGGUGCACAAAAGCCCCAAUAUGAUAUUUGGGGCAACACCGUCAAUGUUGCCAGUCGUAUGGACAGCUGCGGCGUCAUCGGCCGGAUCCAAGUCACCGAAGACACCGCCAAGAAACUCCAGGAGUGUGGUUACGAGUGUGAGUGCAGAGGAUCCACUUACGUAAAGGGGAAAGGCACCCUGACCACGUUCUUCGUCAAGACACAGUUCGAUAGAAGCGACUCGUGAGCGACCUCUCCCCGUGUGUACCGUCUUCGUGCCAGUUACGCAGCCAUUCCAGCUGGUCCAUCCAUUGUUUCUGUUUCGGCAUUAACAGACCGCCGAGAGGAACAUGAAAGUCCACAAUCGAAUGCCCGAUUCCUCUGCAGCGCAGCGCCUUUCAGUGGUGCUAAAAGCACAAGUGCGCUCGCAAGGUGGAAGUAACUCACCUGCGCGUGCCUUUCAGGAGGUACCUAGACUCAUCCUGUGUGUGCAAAGGCGUGACAUAGCCACAACGGGCCGAAGAGCUGUCCUUUAGACAACCAGCACAGACUGAAUAUAUGUAUAUUAGGCAGCUAUGCUGUUGUGCCCGAAAAGCUAACUUUGCUCCGCGCCCAUGAUGCCAUCUAAAUGAGGCACUGUGCUUUCAUGACGCCGAGCGAGAUUUGCUCCUCAAUAGCAUGAGCUCGUUUGAGAUUACCUUCAUGGUGCAUACAUCCCGAAGUGCAAAUAUCCCAAGGUGAAUCCCGUCAAUCAUCUCGCAACACCAGAAAGUUACUCUCAUUCACGCUCACACCGAGUAAAUCAAGCACACCAUUACAGGAGCCAUGGAUGCCAGACGCCUCCCUGUUGAACUCCAGACGCACAAGUGAAAUCUAUAAUCCAACUAACAAUUCCGAAGCCUUUGUUGUUUAAUGGCUGCCCGUGUUGUUAAUAUUGUGGGCUCAGAAUCACGUAUAUUGUAAAAAUAAUAAGGAAAACUAUACACAUAGAUAUUUAUCUUGAUGGAACCGUUCUACGAUCCCGUAGUAUGAACCUGUUGAGAAUCAUACAUUAAAUAUUUUUCUCUCAUCGUAUUUCA